AUGACUGAGUUAAAUGGAUCUGGAAAAUGGAGCUCUGAUGACUGCAAUGAAACAAAACCCUUCUUCUGCUAUGACGAUAAAGUGAUCCUGAUCAAAGAAAAUAAGACCUGGGAGGAGGCCUUAUAUUACUGCAGAGAGAACUACAGUGACCUGGUCUCCAUCACUAACCCUCACCAGCAGAGAUGGGUCCAAGAGAGAGCCAAGAACGCCUCAACUGAUUUCGUCUGGCUGGGACUGCGCUACACCUGCACUCUGGAUUUCUGGUUCUGGGUCAGCAAUGAUGUUGUCAACUAUACAAACUGGGCCCCAGGAGCAAAGACUGAUGACUGUGGCAUGUCUGGAGCCAUGGACAGAGGUAGACAACAUCAGUGGUUCACAAAGCCGGAUAAUAACAAGUUUAAUUUCAUCUGUUCUAAGUGUUGAAACCCACUCUGCUCACUGGUGUCAGAUGUUUUAUUCAUUCACUCACGUUGUGUUUAGUGGUGUAAUACUUUUGAAGAAGUCUACACUACAUAUCUUCUUUGGGUUUAUUGAAUGGCUUUUGGGGAAAAGUGGCCACACUGUAUUUAGUCGCACAGUACCACAAGAUUACUGAGGAUGUGGCCAAUAACAAGUUUUUCUGUCUCCUUUUUCUGAAUCACUGAAUGAUCACUA
Molecule: messenger RNA, 654 nt
Organism: Micropterus salmoides (largemouth bass)
Lineage: Eukaryota; Metazoa; Chordata; Actinopteri; Centrarchiformes; Centrarchidae
Product: C-type mannose receptor 2-like
Exons: 2
Coding region: 1-423 (140 amino acids)
Source: RefSeq, a predicted model, not a curated record